AUGGAGAUGGACUCAGGGGUAAACUUUCUUCAUGACAUGGAAUUCGAAACAUUCGAAAGACAAACGCACGGAUGGCAGUUGCCCACAGACAACUUUAAUCCGUGGUCAUCAGACGAAACGUUCAACGAUCGAAAUGUCCUGGAACAAUGCGCCUUUGAUAUACGGGGGAAGUUGAGACAUGCUGCAAACUCACUGGUCGGAGCCAAUGGUGUAUCAAAGGAAGUUAUUGAAGCAAUUGAGCGCAUAACAGCCCCAGUUAUUGCUGCGCGUAUCAAAUUGUAUUUCAAGAAUUGGCAUCAUCAUGCACCUAUGGUUCACCAAGCUACUUUUGAUCCGUGCACAGCUGCAUUACCCUUAGUUCUUUCCAUGACGAGUCUUGGUGCAAUGUAUUCUACGGAGGCAAAUGAGACAACGGAAGGAAAGCUUCUUCUGGACAUCAUAGAAACCUACAUCUACUCAAUAAAUGGGUUUAAUGAUGAAUUUGACUUACCCGGUAGAACUUAUGCGGAGCGUAAAAGCAAUUCAUCUCAAGAAUGGCUGCAAUACCAGUUAGAGGAAUUUCAGGGCGCGUAUCUCAUCGUAGUUGUUCAAUUUUGGACCGGCAACGAGAUUGCAAGAACACGGGUUAGGCAACAACGCUUUGCAAGAUUAGUAUCUAUUUACCGCUCCUUAGAAUUGAAUACUGUACAACAUCCUCCUGGGUUUGUUAUCAAAGACCAAGAUUCAUUUAAAGAUUGGAUUCGCAAAGAAUCGUGUAUUAGAACGGCAAGUAUAAUGAUGAUGCUUGACAACGCAUUCGCCAUAUUUAAUAAUCUUACUCCAAGACUUCAAUGGGCAGAGAUAGAUCUACCAUUUCCUAGCAAUGAGCAAUAUUUCAAAGCUGCAAAGUAUGAUGAUUUGGGGGGUCUUUCCAAAUUUCCACUUCCAAAGAUAAAGAUAAAGGAUGCCUUUCUUUUGCUAUACUCUCCUACGAAAACUGCUGAGGAAGAUCCAUGGCCGUUAUCUAACCGCAAUCUAACUGUUCAAGACAUGCAGAUGCUGAUUCAUAUCCUCUACGUUCAUAUCUGGAACUCCACAUUCUGUAACCCCUUGGCUCAAAUACCCAGCACAUCAAUUCCCUCCCUCCUCGCACCUUACAAACUCGCCAUGCGCAAUUGGAAAGUCGUCUGGGAUGAAAUCAAAUCGGCAACAAAUCCAGAGGAAUGGAAUUCACUGGGUUUUGAGAGAACGGCCGAAACUUAUUAUACUGCUGUCCAGAGCAUCCUUGAUAUUUUUGAGUCGAGAGAUGGGAAGUUUCCUCCGAUUCCGAGUGAUUGUGAGAAGGGGGCCCAUAUGAAGAGAUUGUUGAGUUUUUGA
This is a messenger RNA of Sclerotinia sclerotiorum 1980 UF-70, 1356 nucleotides long. RefSeq lists its product as hypothetical. Bases 1 to 1356 code for a protein of 451 amino acids. NCBI's taxonomy places the organism in Eukaryota, Fungi, Ascomycota, Leotiomycetes, Helotiales, Sclerotiniaceae. Gene Ontology annotation, molecular function: RNA polymerase II cis-regulatory region sequence-specific DNA binding; DNA-binding transcription factor activity, RNA polymerase II-specific; zinc ion binding. The transcript has 4 exons. Gene Ontology annotation, cellular component: chromatin. Gene Ontology annotation, biological process: DNA-templated transcription; regulation of transcription by RNA polymerase II. The record is from RefSeq and is a predicted model, not a curated record.